Talaromyces amestolkiae is the source of this 210-nucleotide messenger RNA. RefSeq lists its product as uncharacterized. The transcript has a single exon. Lineage: Eukaryota; Fungi; Ascomycota; Eurotiomycetes; Eurotiales; Trichocomaceae. The record is from RefSeq and is a predicted model, not a curated record. The coding region runs from base 1 to 210 and encodes 69 amino acids.
AUGUCCGCCCCAAAUCCAGGCCGCCAAUCGCCCGACGAAGAACGCCAACCUGGAGCUCAACAACAAGAAGCCACGGGCAGCGGAAAAGCGGAGCCCAACGCCGCGCCUAGCGAUGAAUACUCAAAGACGAAAUCGGAUGAGAAUAAGGAGUCGCUGGGAAGUAAUCCGGUGCAUCCACUUGACAAGCAUGCGAAGGAGAAGGCUACUUAG